AUUGGCGGGUAGCAAAUGUCAUCCUGUGACGCAAACGCUCACAACGUUGAUAACAACAAAGGAUGAUGAAUUAAUGAAGUUUCAAACUUGCUUUAUGCUAUAUAUCCAGUCAUGACCGUCUCGUUUAGCGGGGUUUUAUGUACCACUGCAGUAACUGAGAGGUUAGUCAUGCAGCUAAAGGAAAAGUAAAAGGAUUGUGAUAAAGAUAUAUCUGACUACACCCAGCUGCUGUGCGUCUCUUCCUCAUGUUGGAGUUUAUAUUGUCUGAUGGGAUCAACAGACUAGAUUCAAUCAAAAGCUCUUAUCUGUGGAGGUAGAGGCUCUGCUCUUCACACAACAAAAUGAUUCGUAUAGCAGCACUAAAUGCUGCUUCGGCAGCAGCAGAUGAGUCUCAGGAUCCCCUGAGAAGUAGCAAGAGUCAGACGAAAGAGGCUCAGGAAGCUGAGGCAUUUGCUUUAUACCACAAAGCUUUAGAUCUGCAAAAACAUGACAAGUUUGAGGAGUCUGACAAAGCCUAUCAUGAGCUUCUCAAAACACCUCUGCUCAAAGAGGCUAUGCCCUCGGAUGAUCAGAGAGUGGGUCUCAAACAUCCUGGACUGAUGUUGAAAUAUUCCACUUUUAAAAACUUGGCCAGUAUGUCAGCAUCACGGGAUGAUCUGGACACUGCUAUGGAGUUUUAUUUGGAGGCAGUUAUGUUGGAUUCCACUGACGUCAACAUGUGGUACAAAAUUGGUCAGGUGGCUGUGCGACUGGUACGCAUUCCACUGGCUCGACAUGCUUUUGAAGAGGGAUUGAACUGUAACCCAGACCACUGGCCCUGCCUGGACAAUCUUGUAACCAUUCUCUACACACUCAGUGACUACACCUGCUGUUUGUUUUACAUCGCCAAAGCCCUGGAGAAAGAUCACUGCUACACUAAAGGUCUGGUGUUGAAGGAGAAAAUCUUCAAGGAGCAGCCCUGUCUGAAGAGGGACACCAUGCAGAUGUUCACGAAAUGUGAUAUGUCUAUUCACUAUGUGGAAGUGGAGAAAGAGGAAUGGGACUCUGUUGUGGAGGAGGCAAUGGAGAUACGAAGGCGCAGACAGGCUCUCUCUCAGUGUGAACCGAAACCUGACCUGGUCCUGACUCAGCCUAUCUGCUGCCUCUCAUGGAAGAACCUCGGCGAGAGCCUUCUUGCAAUGUACAAACAUCAGACCACAUGUGAGCCCCCACGCCCAAGUCUUGGUCGUAGAAUUGACCUGUCAGAGUACCGUGACCAAAACCUCAUCCAGAAGCUCCCCCAACCCAGUAGCCCGGUCAGUAUGGGUCAGACUACCGUGAUGAGCAGCAGUCCAAGCUCAUCCCUGCCACCAACGGCCCUCCCAGAGCCACCAGUGCUGCCCCAGCCUGUAGUUCAACCUGUAGUUCAACCUGUAGUUCAACCUGUAGUUCAACCUGUGGUUCAACCUGUAGUUCAACCUGUAGUUCAACCUCAGAUUACCCCCAGCCAGACCACUGUGGAAAUCACCACUUCUGCUCCCCUUGUGGCUACAGCCAUGGAAGUGUCACUGACAGAUAAAGCAAAGAAAGCUCCGAAAAGGAAACGUGUGGUGGAAGAUAGUGGCGAAACAGCCAAGCGUCGAUCUGCACGAGUUCGAAACACAAAAUGCAAAAAGGAAGAGAAGAUUGAUUUUCAGGAGCUGCUUUAUAAAUACCUACCAUCAAGGCUGAGGAAGUUUGACCCUGAUAAUGAUGAUGAGAGUCUGAGCAAUAUGGAGACACAGUCUGACGGGAAGGAGGACAUGCAGCCUCUGCAUGGGAGUGGAUUACCUGUGGACUCUGUUAUAUGCAUGGAAUCAGAACAACAGGAUGUCCACAACUUCCUGCUGAAUAAUAUGUCCAACGGUGGCAUACUGGACCUGAUGAUGCGCUAUCUGAAAGCUGUGGGUCAGAAGUUCCUGGAGGCCUGGCCUCGGGGCCUGACUGCUGUAGUGUUGGAGGUCUAUCAGAACUGGAGGAAGCACAGCUGUGGUCUUCCUAACCCUCUGCUUCGGGACUGCAGCAAUCAACACAUGCGGGACAUGUUGGCGAUGAGCUUGGCGUGUAUGGAGUUGCAGUUAGAGCAGAGGUUACACAUCAAAGGGAAGACGGGGUCACCAAGAAGAAGCAACAUCGGCCCCACCAAUGAUACAGCUGAAUCUGAAUUCCCAGGACAAUACUUCGAGGGUGAUUUGUUCAUCCUGGCUUUAGGUUCAUCCCAGAAAGACAUCUUUGAGGAAGAGUGGGUGGAUGCCAUGGUGCGAGUCUACUGGCUCAAGGCCCGGUUCUUGGCCUUGCAGGGAGACAUGGAGUCAGCGCAGGAGAGCUAUGAUGUUUGUAUAUCUCUGUUGCAAAGCAAACCAAAGACCUCAGAAGGGAAAUUAUACACUAUAAACCUGCCAAACCUACGCAUGGAUGCAUCAAUAUCUGUGGAGGAGAUUGACAAAAAGCUGAAGUCUCUAGAGCGCUGUCAGUCGUUGGAGGAGAUCCAGCGUCUCUUUGAAUCUGCAGACUAUAAGUCUGUGGUGCGUCUGCUGCAGCCCACUCUUAAUUAUGGCAGCAGGAGUAAACCUCUGGAGUUUGUGAGCUCAGCACCAGAGAGGCCGGCUCAGCUGCUGCUGCUGCAGAACUCGCUGUUGAAGCUUGAGGACUACCAGCAGUGUUUGGAGUGCAGCGAGCUGGCUCUUAAUGAAGCCCUACAGCAGCUCAACUCAGGUCCAAACAGCUCUCUCCCGAGUAAGGAGGAGUGGGUCAGGACCAUCGGAAAGUUGCUGGAUGGCAUAGAGGUCUGCUUCACCAAAGACUUGGUGCUUCUAAGUAAUGUCCCACACUUGUCAAACAUGGCUCGACUGGCAAACAACCUCAUCCAGUUGAUUGAUCUAAGCAUGAGCGUUUCGGACGAUCCCAAGGAGCCUUACUUCUUCUCAGUUCUGCCUUGGAUUAUCCUGUAUCGCAUCAUCAGACACGAGGAGGCUGCUUUUGACUGCAUGCUUCGACAGCAUAUCUCCAUAGGGGAUGAUGAAGAUGACUCAGACACUCCCAUGCUUCCCUCCUCCUUGAUGCUUCUGAACACAGCCCAUGAGUAUCUUGGCCGUCGCUCUUCGUGCUGCUACUCAAAUGGUGCACUGCUCAAGUUCUUUGUCCAAGUUUUGGAAAAAGAGUUCGCAGCCGCUUUAAAGAGUGACCCUCAUCCAUACAAAGAAGAGUUAGAGAUGGCCCUGGAGCAGUGCUUCUUCUGCUUAUAUGCCUACCCCAGUAAGAAGAGCAAGGCCCGCUACCUGGAGGACCACUCAUCCCCACAGGUCGAGCUGCUGUGGAGUGAUGCUCUCUUCAUGUUCAAGUACUUCAAACCAAAGUCGCUGCCUGAGUUUGACAGCUACAAGACGAGCACAGUGUCAGCGGAACUAGCCAAUCUGCUGAGGAGGUUUGCUGGCAUUGCCCCACAGAGUGACAUCCCCACCCUCACCAUGGAUGAAGUGGCAGCCUACAUUGAGUGCAUGACAGAGAAGGCCCCGGGUCUUCCUGAGGGUACUCCUCCUGCACCUCCAAUCAUUGAUGAGAUCUACUACCUGCUGGCUGAUUACCAUUUCAAAAACAAGGAGCAGUCCAAAGCCAUCAAGUUCUACAUGCAUGACAUAUGCGUGUGUCCCAACAGGUUUGAUUCCUGGGCAGGUAUGGCUUUAGCUAGAGCCAGCCGCAUCCAGGAGAAGCUCAACUCCAACGAGCUGAAAAGUGACGUUCCUAUAUGGAAACACUCCCAGGCAGUGCUCAACUGCUUCAAGAGAGCCCUGGAGAUAGACAGCUCUAACCUGUCUCUGUGGAUUGAGUACGGUACCAUUUCAUAUGCGCUGCAUUCAUUUGCUUCACGGCAGCUCAAGCAGUGGCGCAAUGAGCUGCCUCCAGAGGUGGUUAAACAGAUGGAAGAAAGGAGAGACUCCAUGCUCGAGACGGCGUUACAGUGUUUCCAGGGAGCUUCACGUUGUGAGUGUGACAGUGAUGAAGAAGAGUGGCUCAUUCACUACAUGCUGGGGAAGAUAGCAGAGAAACGCAAACAGUCUCCAAUUGAAUACCUGCAGCUUUACAAGAAGGCAGCAAACUACCUGCAUGAAGAAGCUGCAAGGUACCCCCGAAAAAUCCAUUACCAUAACCCCCCUGACCUGGCUAUGGAGGCCCUGGAGCUGCACUUCCGUCUCGGUGCAACAAUCCUAAAACUACUUGAGGGUUUUAAGCCUGAUCUGGAUCAUGAGCCAUUGUUUAAUUUGCUGUGUGAGGCUGCCACUGGGCCGUUUGCCAGAGGGGAGGAGAAGAGUAUGCCAAGUAUGCCCAGGUCCAGUGAAAAGGAGAAACCCCCCUCCAUGAUGGAUGAAGACUUUAACUCCUCGUCAGCGUGCAUAGGCCCCCUCAGCUCCUGCAUAGGCAACCUCAGCUCCUCCCUUCCAUCAGCUGCCACCCCAGGUCUCACAUCCCCUCCUUAUGUGGCCACACCGUUUGACCACGAUUACGCCAAACGCAAAACACUCCGGCGGCAGCAGUGGCAGCAGCAACGGCAUGAGGAGCAGCAGGCUGAUGCCUCACCAGAGUUUGACCAUGAUUACUGCCUGCCCAGGUCUGCAAUAUGGCCGGCUUCCCUGAAUGAGCGCAGUCAGGACAGCGAGGUGGUAAUGCUCUCUGACUCCAACUCCACCCAAGAUGCCUUCACUGAUCCCGCCAGCUCUCAGGACAGCAGCCACAAACCAGUGUCUGUGAAAGCUUGUUCAUCAUCAUCAGAAAGCACAACUCCGGUGAAGGAUGGGCAGUCUGCAUUAGAGGACACGGUACCACAUGGAGAACAUUCUGGCAUCCAGGUGGAAGAAAAAGUCAUCCAGGAAGUUGUUGAAUCUAUGGUGGUGACACUACCAGAGACUUUGGGCCCCAAGGUCUCUGCAGACCCAUGUCCCAUUCCCCUUCCCCUUCCUGUCCCAGCCACCCCUCCAAAGCCGCCCCUCUCUCAACAAUCCGCUCCUCAAACCCCAGCCAGCGAGGGAAAGAGGAAGCCAGAGCCCCCCAUCGAGGUUAUUGAGGUGCCUAAAGCGCUUCCUACAGAACGUGCCGACCAGCGACGGAUGCUGGUGGACAUGUGCGUCCGUGCUCUCUUCCUCUGCCUCGGCCGCUUCCCUCAGCACUACAAGAGCCUGUACCGCCUGGCCUUCUUCUACAGCAACAGCAAGACCCAUCAGAACCUACAGUGGGCCCGAGAUGUGUUGCUAGGAAGCAGUGUCCCAUGGCAACAGCUGAAGCACAUGCCAGCACAAGGACUUUUCUGUGAAAGAAACAAGACGAACCUGUUCAAUGGCAUCUGGCGUAUUCCAGUUGAUGAGAUUGAUCGCCCAGGGAGUUUUGCAUCUCAUAUGAACCGAUCCAUUGUCCUCUUGCUGGAGGUGCUGUCUCAGCUCAAGGAUCACGAUACUCUGCUGAAAGUCUCUUUCAUGCUGCAGAGAACCCCUGACCAGGGAAAGAAGUAUUUACGGGAUGUUGAUCGCCAGGUUUUGGCCAAGAGAGCAUUUUUCCUAAAUGUAAAAGUCCUGGAGGACAAUCUCAACAAUCUCUCAGGGGUGUCUGAGCAGCUUCCCAAAGCGCCUGCGCCCUCCAUGGGGGAGAUGACCACAACAGACGCAUCCAACAGGCCCAGCUCUGAGGACAGCAAACAUGCACCACCUAAGAAGCCUGGGCUCACAGAGGGAGCUGUUUCCACUGACACAGGGCCCAAGGAAGUCUCUCAGGCACAAGUCAUUGUUCCACCGACAUCCAUAGAUAAAGGGACUAAGGUUCAGGAGAGCUGCCCCGGCAAGGUGGAGACUGCUGGGAGUGAGGGGCAGAAAGCAGGGCCAGAAGAUCCCAUGGAGCUGGAUGCUGGUAACUGGAGGAGGCCCACUACCACCACUGACUUUCAGGGCAACCAAACAGAGUCUGAGAGCACUUUGAGUGCUGUGGGGCCCCAGCAGAAAGUCAUUGACAAUGUGCGGACACCAGAGCUGUCUCUAGAGGAGCUGAGUAUCAGUUCCAGGCAGCAGCAGCUCCAAAGCUUAGCACCCAAGGUCGUGGUGGCGGCCAGCGGGACUGAUCAGGUCUCAGUACGAAGGCCAAACAGGAAGAGGAAGCUUCUGGAGGAUGUGGAGUCUGGAAAAACCUUGCUGCUGGACGCCUACAGGGUUUGGCAGCAGGGCCAGAAGGUCAUGACCUACGACCUUGGACGCAUUGAGAAGAUCAUGUCGGAGACGUACAUGCUCAUUAAACAGGUGGAUGAGGAUGUAGCUCUGGAUCAAGCUGUGAAGUUCUGCCAGAUACAGUUGGCCACUUCUGCCCAAAGACAGUCUGCAGGCGACGCCCCCACUACGCCAAAAUACACCAAGGAUCACCGAGACAUCUUCUUCCCCGCCUCCCUGCCCACACCUGUCCUCCUCAGCCACACCGCCUGCCACCCACUCUCCACCCAGGACAGCCCGGCCAAAGCGCUCUACGAGCCUCUGAGCAAACUGAACAGACCUCUGGCCUCAGGCUUCCACGACCAGACGCAGCACAGGAGAGCAGCUAGCCACUCUGCAGCCGCCAUGGCCUUCCUACCACACACAGAGGAGCGAGAGGAGCCCUUAGAGGGACUUUCGUACCGACAGCAGGAGUCCCACCUUUGUCAGCAGAUGAAACUGGCCACUGUAUCUCAGGGGCAGGAGGCAGCAGUGGGCUGGUUUCAGGAAGAGACUGCCACAUGUAGCACCGCACAAACAUGCCCAGACCAGCAGCAGUACGCCAGCAAUGAGCAGUCAAAGCUUCCAGACCCCAACAGAAUCCGCUCGCGGGUCCCUCCCAACAUGCCAAAGCUUUUCAUCCCGUCCACCGUUACCAAGUUCCCGCCAGAAAUCACAGUAACACCCCCAACACCCACGCUCCUCUCCCCCAAAGGCAGCAUCUCAGAGGAAACCAAACAAAGACUUAAGAACGUCAUCCUGUCAUCUCAGUCUGCAGCCACGGUCAAAAAGGACACUCUGAGCCAGCCAGCCCUCGAGGUGCAGGAGACGUCCAGCCAGGAGUCGUCUCUGGAGAGCGAGUCUGACGAGGAGGAGGAGGAGGACGACUACAUGGACAUCUGAGCUCUGAUAGCUCCGAGUGAACGCUCAAACUGAACGAGGCUGGCUGCUCUGCCGCCUCUCUCUGCCAAACCCCAUGCCCCUGUCUUUAAAAAAAAAAAGGAAUGGUACACGUCUCUGCAGCUGUCUUUGUUGAUGCUAUUGUUCCGUCACGUGCAUUACAAAAUACAAUGCAGUAUUCUCAUCGCCUGUCAUGUCACCAUGUUGCACGUGACAGGCGAUGAUGGCUUUAGUCCCACAGCAUGUCCGUAAUGUGCCAUUUAUGCAUAUCACACAUCAGCUUUUGGAGCUCUCCUGCACCCAGCGGGAUCCGGCAACAAAUGCAGUCAGCCUUUUAUUGCCAAUCGGUCCCGUAUUUAUGCAUCUAUUUUUUUAACGGUGUUUGCUAAAUGUACCUCCGAGCCGCAGCUAAAUCCUUGUCUGAGAACUCGCCGAUCUGAGGUGCCUCAGUCCAGACUGACACGCAGCAGCAUGAACCUGCUGUCCUCCACUUUGAACUUUUACUUUGGCAUGAGAAUUUCUUCUGCAAGAUAUUACAUCGGUACACAAAACAUUUGAGUGAACACAGAGGUGAAUUAUGGACAAUCGGCUGCACUCAAGGUUUGUCCGUGGAGCUGAGCGUCCACACAGCCUCACAACCUGUAGCAGAUUGGAAAUGUUUACACUUAAUAUUUGGGAUGUUUUCUUUUAGCACUAAACUUUGUGCUAUUUUUGUACUCACUGUAUUUCUUGUAAUAUUUCGUCUUCUGUAUAUUUUUCUUUUCUUCGGUGUGCAUUUGUAGCGAAGAGGAACAGUUCAUACCAGGAAGUGUCCUGUCACCAGCACUGAUCUGAAUGAAACGCAGAGAGGUUUCAGUCAUUAUAAAUUAGCUUUUGUACACUGAAUGAUCCGAGAAUCUUUUCAACAUGUUUGGCUUUAAUAGGUGGAGUAUUAAACUGGGGAAGUGUGUGCGUGUGUGAGAGCGUCACCAUUAAGAUGAGGAUCACUUCAAUUUCAAACUGCAGGAAACGACUCACUAUUAGCAGACGUGUUAAGCGACCGGUCUUGAGUCCAGUGGAACUAAAUGCAUGAAGAAGACUUUCUAAUACUGAUGCCUUUCCUUAGGAACUGUUUGGGUAAAUUAGUCACAAUUCUAGUUUAACUCAGAGAAGACAAGAGAAUGUUUUUUACAGAUUGUUUUCUAUACAAAGAAAGAUAUUUACUGAUCGUGUUUCUUGAAAGCUGUCUACAAAUAAUUUUAAAAAGAAACACAAAUGAUUAAUUAUAAACUAUCACCCUUGUUGAAAAGAGAAAUUGUUUUGUAUUUUGUUUCAUAGUUUUUGUUUAUUUUUUGUUGUAAAAUAGUUUUCUAAUGUUCUGCUGAGCUUCUGGGAAUGUACCACGGUUUAAGAGGUGAGCGGGCUGAAGCCCCCACGCUCAGCCUGCUAAGGGGAACUGUUCUCUGUCUGGACUGAAUGCAUUAUAGAUGUCAAACCAAAAUAUAUUUGAGAAACAUG
This is a messenger RNA of Notolabrus celidotus (New Zealand spotty), 8636 nucleotides long. It is a transcript of the gene cabin1, whose product is annotated as calcineurin binding protein 1. Gene Ontology annotation, biological process: chromatin organization. Lineage: Eukaryota; Metazoa; Chordata; Actinopteri; Labriformes; Labridae. Gene Ontology annotation, cellular component: nucleus. Gene Ontology annotation, molecular function: protein binding; nucleosome binding. Bases 342 to 7142 code for a protein of 2266 amino acids. The record is from RefSeq and is a predicted model, not a curated record. The transcript is spliced from 40 exons.